AUGCCUUCACGAGUAUUAGAAACAGCAGAGGAAGAGAACCACACACAUAUAGCAGACUUGGAAGUUGAGAGACAAGACUCCUUGAACGAAAAUACCUGUACGAAAACAAGGUCAGUAGAAAAUACCAUAGUUGCGAGAGACUUAUGCCAGUCGGGGGGAGUCGCUCUGAGUGGAUUUUUAAUCACAGGAGAAUCAGCAGAGCAAGCAUGUGUCUUGGAAGCUGUGGAGCGAGACCGGCUAACGGACACUGAUGAAGUGGCCAAUAUCGAACUGACAGAUGAUGAUCAUCGAACUCAAAGGGAAUUUACCUCAGACACGGAAGGGGAGACGGGAUCACACCUGGGGAAAUCCAAGGAUUGUCAGUCGGACGGCGAAAUGCUGCCUAGAAGGGAAGGAGAAAAUAAAAGGAGAUCUCUAAGAAGCUCUAGCAGGGGGCUUGGGGUCGUCCACAAGGAGGCUUUAGAAGCUGGUCAGGAAAAAGAAAAUAAACUUCUUAAUCAGCUGUUCCUAUCCGCCAUUUACGCUAAGUGCAGAUACCAAGAUCGCAGACUACUUUGGAACUCUUUGCACCAAGACAUACCGAAUGAUUCACCGUGGAUAGGCAUAGGAGACUACAACAUCAUUAGAGGGAACGACGAAAGACGUGGGGGAAGCCCUCGGCAAAGGGUGGCUAUGGAAGAUUUCAACGAUUUUAUUGAUCAGUGUGGUCUGAGCGAGAUGAAGACAACUGGAAGAACCUUAUCCUGGUGCAAUGGCCAAAGGGGAUUGGCACGAAGCUGGGCGAGACUUGACAGAGGCUUGAUGAAUUCGAAAGAAGUGGCUAUAUUCCCUGAUGCAAGGUGUAACUACCUCCCAAGAACAACUUCAGACCACGCGCCUAUGCUUAUCGAACCGAGAACAGAUUCAGCCAGGUACGGCCCAUCACCUUUUAAGUUCCAAUACAUGUGGGUAUCGCAUGAAGGUUUUGGGAAGUUAGUACAGGAAAUCUGGCAGCAACCAGAGCGGGAAGUGGGUUUAAACAGACUGGCAGGCAAAUUAAAAAAACUAAAAGUGGCCCUCAAAGAGUGGAAUAUAAAAGUGUUUGGCAGGACGGAACAACACAUAGAGAAUUUAGAAAGGAAAAUUGAGAGCCUGGAAUCCCAACUGCAAAACCAAUUCUCGGAGGAGCUUGAAACGGAAUUACUAUGCACAAAGGAAGAACUGAAUGUUUGGAAUCAGAGGGAAGAAACAAGGCUAGCGCAACAGGCUAAACUAAGCUGGGUAGAGAAGGGGGAAGUCUCGGCUCAAUUUUUCAGAUCCUUCAACAACCACUCAAGGCUGACAAUGCAGGAAAUGAAACUCAGAGAUGGCACCACCCUCAAGUCCCCAAAGGAGAUCCAUUUAGGGGCAGUGGACUACUUCAAAAACCUCCUAAAAGCCAGGCCACGAGGCCCCCUUCCAAACCUCCUGGAGUAUAUACAACCUGAAAUAACUGAACAAGAGAAUCUAAGUAUUAUGAAUCCCCCAACAGCCCAAGAAGUUAAAGAUGCAAUGUUCUCCAUCUCUAUAGAUAGCAGCCCGGGGCCUGACGGCUUCGGCUCGGGAUUCUACAGAUCGUGUUGGGAGUGGGUGGCUUUAGAUGUAGUGGAUGCUGUCAGAGAUUUUUUUAGUGGAACUCCUCUUCCACGAUUCUACUCAGCUUCUCACAUAGUCCCGCUUCCAAAGGAUAAAAAUCCUACUGGCUUCGAAAAAUUCAGACCCAUCAGUCUGUGUUCCGUGAUAUAUAAGGUUUGCUCAAAAAUAAUAGUGAGAAGGUUAUCGCCUUUACUAUGCAGAUUAGUUUCCUCGGCACAAGGAGCUUUCCUACCAGGUCGCAGCAUUUUCGAGAACAUCUCCCUAGCCCAAGAAAUGGUCCACCAAAUAAACAAACAGGUGCACGGUGGGAAUGUACUCAUCAAGGUCGACAUGGUUAAAGCCUACGACAGCGUCGACUGGAUUUUUUUAUUACAUGUUAUGAACUCAUUCGGUUUUUCCCAGGAAGUCUGUGGCUUAAUAAACCAGUGUAUCUCCUCUCCAUGGUUCUCGGUGGCUAUGCAUGGCACGAUUGAGGGUUUUUUUCCGUGUGGCCGCGGUCUUCGUCAGGGAGACCCCCUGUCGCCGUAUCUCUUUAUUCUAGUAGAGGAAACACUAUCCAGGCUAUUACACAAGCAUUUUGAGGUUGGAAGAAUAAAACCUUUCACCCACCCCAGGGGAACCCCUCUUGUUUCCCAUUUAUUUUAUGCAGAUGACGUCAUGGUUUUCUCCAAUGGAAGCUCCUCAUCACUUAAAAAAAUCAGAGAUAUUUUCCAGACUUAUGAGGACUGGUCGGGACAAGCUAUCAGCAAGGAAAAAUUGGCAAUUUUCUUUUCCAAACAUAUCCAGGCUGGUAGACGUAGGAGAUUGCUGAGAACCAUGGGAUUCACGGAAGGAAUAUUCCCUGUGAAAUAUCUGGGGGUCCCUCUAAUUUCUGGCAGACUCAGAGUGAGCCACUUUGAUGAUAUUAUGAACAGCAUUAGAGGAAAGCUAGGUGGUUGGCAACACAAGAUCUUAUCAUAUGGAGCCCGGCUGAUCCUGCUGAGACAAGUGGCAGCCAGCAUGCCAAUACAUCUACUCUCAGUGGUACAGGCGCCAAAGGCCCUCCCAAAAAAAUUAAAUCAACUCAUGAGCAACUUCUUCUGGGGAUCCUUAGAAGGAAAAACCAAGAGAAAGUGGGUAGCUUGGUCAUCCAUGUGCAGACCAACUCGGGAGGGAGGAGUAGGCCUUCGUGACCUACAGGACGUCCAAAACUCUCUUUUCAUGAAACUCGCUUGGAAGAUUUUGACAGAAAAUUCGAUGUGGGCGAAUUUCUUCAAAGCUAAGUACAUUAAAUCUGGACAUAUCUCUCUAGUUCAGAAAAAUAAAGGGUCUCGACUCUGGAAAGGAAUUGUGAUGAGUAUUCCUAUUAUUCUUGCUAACUCGAGAUGGAGCAUCAAGGAAGGAAACAUAUCCUUUUGGUAUGACCGUUGGCUAGAACCAGGACCCUUAGCUGAGGAAGUGCCCAUUAUUACAAGUCCGGACCUCAAGGUGAAAGAAUGCAGAUUGAACAACGACUGGGAUACAGCAAUGCUCACGUCCCUAGUAGGUGUAGAAAAAUUAGAAGAGGUUGUGAGGGGUCUUGGGCAACACAAAGAAGGAUUGGAUAGACUAAUAUGGACGUCCAGCGUGAGCGGAGAUGUCUCCUCCAAAAGUGCAUGGGAACUUAUCAGAGUCAAAACUCCAAAGGUGUAUGGGACAGAGUGGAUGUGGAAUGCAGCCCUCCCAAAGAAAUACUCGAUCACCAUGUGGAAGGCGAUGAAAGGAUGCUUAAGCGUUGAUGACAGGAUCAGUAAAAUUGGCAUCCCCAUGGUCUCAAAAUGUGAAUGCUGUGAGGAGGGGAAUCUGGAGGACCUCGACCAUGUCCUAGCCACAGGCAAGACCGCAAGGGCUUUGUGGAGUAGAGUUUCAACACAGGUGGGAAUGCCUUUUGAUCCCGGAAAAAAAUGGAAGGAAAAAAUAAACCUUUGGUUUAGGCGCGCAAGCAGAUCAUCCCAGAAAGGACUUCUAAUUGGCCUCAUUCCCUCCAUACUAACAUGGUCUCUUUGGCUUUGGCGAUGCAAAGCAAGAAUGGAAGCAAUUAAAACAUCAACUGAGUCCCUGUGGCAGUCGGUCAAAGCUGCUAUUGCUUGGUGUGGGACGCGCCUAAAAGCUGGAAAAAAGUCGAAACCUGGUGAUGAAAAAAUACUGAAAGCUCUGUCUAUACCUUCAAAGAAUCCGAAAGGGAGAAGAGUGCAAUUAGUAACCUGGCGCAAGCCGGCAUUGGGCUGGUGCAAACUAAACGUUGAUGGAAGCUGCCGAGGAAACCCAGGACAGAUGGGGGCAGGAGGGGUCCUAAGAAAUGACCAAGGUAAAAUGAUCUUAGCUUUUGCUCUAGGCCUGGGACACGGUACUAACAACCAAGCAGAACUUAUGGCCCUGCUCCACGGACUGAGGUUCUGCAGAAGACUAAAUCUAAGGAAAAUAGAAAUAGAGCUGGAUUCCCUUUUGGUGGUGCAAUGGCUGGAGAAGAACAAGGUGGGGAUCUGGUAUCUCGAGGACUUCUGGGAGGAGAUACAAGCCUUAAUCACAACCAUGCAGGUGGUCGUAAGGCAUGUGUUCAGGGAGGGCAAAGCAGCUGCCGAUUUUCUUGCUCGCUGUUUGCCUCCGCAAUUAACAGAGUGGAUGCGUGUGGGUGACCUGCCUCAUCUUCUCAAGGCUCUUGUCUUCAAUAUACCUCUCCAUAUCCAUGAGUCGGUUGGUUUUGAUGUUGCCCUUCAGAAGGAUGUUGUGUUUAGGUGCAUUGACAUUUCAUAUGAAGGAAUUGUGCUUGCCAUUGUUUUGAUUAGCAUGGUUCUUCUCACUUGUGAUGGGAGUCUGAAGUACUUCAUUUUGGAUGUUGAUGACUUGUAUGGCAUUUUCAAAGAGAUCACGACUCUAGUAGCGUGA
Messenger RNA from Carya illinoinensis, 4518 nucleotides. RefSeq lists its product as uncharacterized. Bases 1 to 4518 code for a protein of 1505 amino acids. The record is from RefSeq and is a predicted model, not a curated record. Lineage: Eukaryota; Viridiplantae; Streptophyta; Magnoliopsida; Fagales; Juglandaceae. Gene Ontology annotation, molecular function: nucleic acid binding; RNA-DNA hybrid ribonuclease activity. The transcript has 6 exons.